This is a messenger RNA of Xiphophorus hellerii (green swordtail), 6346 nucleotides long. It is a transcript of the gene scai, whose product is annotated as suppressor of cancer cell invasion. The record is from RefSeq and is a predicted model, not a curated record. NCBI's taxonomy places the organism in Eukaryota, Metazoa, Chordata, Actinopteri, Cyprinodontiformes, Poeciliidae. The transcript has 17 exons. Gene Ontology annotation, molecular function: transcription corepressor activity. Gene Ontology annotation, biological process: DNA-templated transcription. Bases 357 to 2057 code for a protein of 566 amino acids.
CUGGUUCCCUCAGGUUCGGCGUCAAUAAGAACCUUUGUGUGUUUGGCUCUUAUUGUGGAGGGUUUGACCCGGAAGCAGCUAGCAGCGGAGCCGCAGAGCAGCGGCCGUCCUCCGGAUUCCUCCCCCGCUCCCAGAGCCUCUCUCUCGGCGGUGACAGACAGCUCCUGUGGCUCCGCGCUGCCGGUGGCUCCAGGCGGUCCGGCCGGGAUCUGCGACCCAGUGGGAUGUUAGUGAGUCCGGGCUUCUCACACGGAGCUGCUCGGGGCUUUUCUGCACGGAUCCGAGACAAGGAGCAUCUCCGCGGUUCUUCACCACCAUCCUCAUCCUCAUCUUCGGCUGCAGAGGUGUGAAACGUCAUGACUGGAGCUGAGACUGAGGAUGAUAUUCCUCUAGGAGAGCGGAAAACCGUCACCGACUUCUGCUACCUGCUGGAUAAAUCCAAGCAGCUGUUCAAUGGGCUCAGAGACCUUCCUCAGUACGGACACAAGCAGUGGCAGUCGUACUUUGGCCGGACCUUCGACGUUUACACCAAGCUGUGGAAGUUCCAGCAGCAGCACCGGCAGGUUCUGGAUACCAGGUACGGCCUGAAGAGAUGGCAGAUCGGAGAGGUGGCCUCCAAGAUCGGACAGCUCUACUACCACUACUACCUCCGGACCUCAGAGACCAGCUACCUGAACGAAGCCUUCUCCUUCUACUCGGCCAUCCGCCAGCGCUCCUACUACUACCAGGUCAACAAGGAGGACAGGCCUGAACUGGUGGUGAAGAAGCUCCGCUACUACGCUCGCUACAUCGUCGUGUGUUUACUGCUCAACAAGAUGGACCUGGUCAAAGUUCUGGUGAAGGAGUUAUCGGAGGAGAUCGAAGACUACACCCAGCGCUUCAACACGGAGGACCAGCUGGAGUGGAACCUGGUUCUGCAGGAAGUGGCGGCUUUCAUCGAGGCCGACCCGGCCGUGGUUCUGAACGACAACAACUCGGUGUUGGUGACCAGCAACCGGCUGCAGGACGGCAGCGUUCCCCCGCUGGAGCAGGGCAUGGUGGUCGGCCAGCUGGUCCUCGCCGACGCCCUGAUCGUCGGCAACUGCAACAACCAGGUCAAGUUCAGUGAGUUGACCGUCGACAUGUUCCGGAUGCUCCAGGCUCUAGAGAGGGAACCCGUCAACCUGGCAACGCAGACGUCCAAACAGGCAACGCUGGAGCCGAAUGAGAAACCAGCCAAGAGAGAAAACCCCCAUAAAUACCUGCUGUACAAACCGACCUUCAGCCAGCUCUACACAUUCCUGUCGGCUUCCUUCAAGGAACUUCCUGCCAACAGCGUCCUGCUGGUCUAUCUAUCAGCUACUGGAGUUUUCCCAGCGACACAUUUAGACUACGAAGCAGGUCCGUAUGACUUCGGCGGCGUUCUGACCAACACCAACAGGGACGUGGUGAACGGGGAGACGGUCCAGAAGAGGAACCAAGCCCAGAAAGAGAUGCACUGCCUUCAUCCUGGAGAUCUGUUUCCUUUCACCCGGAAGCCGCUCUUCAUCAUCGUGGAUUCCUCAAACAGCACCGCCUAUAAGAACUUCUCCAACCUGUUCGGCCAGCCGCUGGUGUGUCUGCUGUCCCCGACCGUUUACCCAAAGAGCGUCCAGGAUCAGUCUCAGCGCGGCAGCCUCUUCACGCUCUUCCUGUACUCUCCUCUGCUGGGCUUCUCCUCCGUCUGCGGCCUGAGCAGCCUGCGGCGCGGCCUGUGGGAGAACGCGCAGGACUUCCUGAGGAAGGUGUUCCGGGACAUCGGCCAGAUGCUGACCCGAUCCCGGAGCAUCGAUCAGGCCUUCCUGCAGUUCUUCGGUGACGAGUUCCUGCGGCUGCUCCUGAUCCGGUUCGUGUUCUGCUCGGCGACGCUGAGGCUACAUAAGCUGUUCCGGGAAUCCCGGAGCUUCCCGGAGUCGUACCCGGAGCUGCCGAAGCAGGACACGGUGGAGAGCGUUCUGCUGCAGAAGCAGGUUCUGGAGCUGGCCGCCAUGCUGGACGUUCAGAGCUUAUUCUGGGACGAUUCGCUGGAGAGCUACUAGCGCCUCCGCACUGGACUCAACCAGAACCAGAACCAGAACCCGCUCUGUUCUUUCCUUUGUAGUAUGAAGGUAAUCUUUUGUUCGUCCCGUCCGUCAUUUCCUCUGGAAGCAGGAGCGACGCUCCCGUCUGUCACCAGGAAGAGUCGUCUCAACGUGACCCAAGUCGUCUCAAUGUGACCUGAGUCGUCUCCAGAUGACCCCGAGUCGUCUCAACGCGACCCGAGUUGUCUCCGGACGACCCCGAGUCGUCUCAAUGUGACCCAAGUCGUCAUAACGUGACCUGAGUCGUCUCAAUGUGACCCAAGUCGUCAUAACGUGACCUGAGUCGUCUCCAGAUGACCCCGAGUCGUCUCUACGCGACCCGAGUUGUCUCCGGACGACCCCGAGUCGUCUCAACGUGACCCAAGUCGUCUCAAUGUGACCCGAGUCGUCAUAACGUGACCUGAGUCGUCUCCAGAUGACCCCGAGUCGUCUCAACGCGACCCGAGUUGUCUCCGGACGACCCCGAGUCGUCAUAACGUGACCUGAGUCGUCUCCAGACGACCCCGAGUCGUCUCAACGCGACCCGAGUCGUCUCCAGACGACCCCGAGUCGUCUCAACGCGACCCAAGUCGUCUCCAGACGACCCCGAGUCGUCUCAACGCGACCCCGAGUCGUCAUAACGCGACCCGUGUCGUCUCCAGAUGACCCCGAGUCGUCUUAAUGCGACCCCGAGUGGUCUCCGGACGACCCCGAGUCGUCAUAACGCGACCCCGAGUCGUUUCCGGACGACCCCGAGUCGUCUCAACGUGACCCAAGUCGUCUCAAUGUGACCCGAGUCGUCAUAACGUGACCUGAGUCGUCUCCAGAUGACCCCGAGUCGUCUCAACGCGACCCGAGUUGUCUCCGGACGACCCCGAGUCGUCUCAUCGCGACCCGAGUCGUCAUAACGUGACCUGAGUCGUCUCCAGAUGACCCCGAGUCGUCUCAACGCGACCCGAGUUGUCUCUGGACGACCCCGAGUCGUCAUAACACGACCCCGAGUCGUUUCCGGAUGACCCCGUGUCGUCAUAUCGCGACCCGAGUCGUCUCCGGACGACCCCAAGUCAUCAUAACACGACCCGAGUCGUCUCCGGACGACCCCAAGUCAUCAUAACGCGACCCGAGUCGUCUCCAGAUGACCCCGAGUCGUCUUAACGCGACCCCGAGUGGUCUCCGGACGACCCCGAGUCGUCAUAACGCGACCCCGAGUCGUUUCCGGACGACCCCGUGUCGUCAUAACGCGACCUGAGUCGUCUCCGGACGACCCCAAGUCAUCAUAACGCGACCCGAGUCGUCUCGAGACGACCCCGAGUCAUCAUAACGCGACCCCGAGUCGUCAUAAUGCGACCCGAGUCGUCUCCGGACGACCCCGAGUCGUCAUAAUGCGACCCUGAGUUGUCAUAACGUGACCCCGAGUCGUCAUAACGCGACCCGAGUCGUCUCCGGACGACCCCGAGUCGUCUCCACUGAGCCAGAUCAACACAAACAUUCACAAUGGGUUGUUUUAUAUUUAUUUAUUGUUGCCGUCGGUUUCGCAGUGACACCUGGAGGUUUGUUUAUCAGCUGACGGGCUGAGAUGCAUUCAGGUUCGCUCCAUUUAUUCCAGGUUCUUAACCAGAUCAUCUGGUUCCUCUGUGAGUCUUAGAGUUUCUCUUAUUGCUGUGAGUAAAUCCAUGUCAUUAGUUCUUCUCUGCAGAGAUAAAAGCACAAAACCUUCACAGCGCCCUCUAGUGGGACGCAGCGCUCUGGCUACAGGAGGUGAAACAUUCAGAGUUUUAAUUUAAGGGUCCUGAAACUCAGACAGAUUCUUCACACACUGAUGGAUUUCAAGAAUUUAUUUCCCUCCGUGUUACUGGUGCACACUUUUUCCCUCCACUCAACUUUCCAUUUAUAUGUAAUUAGGGCCUCCUGGUGGAAGGCGUCAGUAACUGCCUGCUGGUCCAAACCAGAACAUUCCAGUAAAAAGCCUUCUGAUUGGCCGGAUUUAAUGAUCGGCUUUCAUUCGGUCGUAAUCAGACGAAAAUGAAAAAGCAAAAGAAAUGCUUGAAAUUAGUCACAUUGUGUGUAAUGAAUUUAAUAUUUAAUAAUAUAUGGAACUGAAGACGAGCCGUUUUAUAAAGCUACAGACAAACAUUAUCAGGAAUAAUUUGGGCUAUUUCUAAGUUUUUAAAGUCAGAUUUUCAGCAUGUUGUCACUUCACUGACAAUCUCCCAGUUUCAAACCGUUUAGUUACUUUAAAUCUGUGACUGAAUGACAACAUGGUGAAAACAUGAUUCUGAAAAAUGAAUCCUAUUUUUUCCUUUUCCUACAAACUAAAUAACUCAGAUUAUUCCUGUUGCUUUUUGUUUGUGUCUCUAUAAACGUUACUUUAGUUUUUCCUCGGAGCAUCUUCAGGCUGAAUUAUGGAUCUGUCACCAUGGUGCCCCGGCGCCGCCCUCAGACCCGGAUGUGACGGGUUCUGUGGUCAGACGGGUCAUCUGCUCUGAACCUGGACCAGAACCGGAUCAAAGGUCUGCUCUGGUUCUGGUUCUGGACGAUUCCCAGUAGUUUGUUUUUGGAUCACAGCUGAUGAAAAACCAGAGUUUUAUUUUUCGUCUUUCCAGUAUUUAUUGAUAUCGUCGGGGUGUGUGUGCGUGUGUGUGUGUGUGUGUGUGUGUGUGUGUUCAGUCUAUGAUGUUUAAUAUGAAGUUGGGAAUCAAUCGGAUCAUCUCGGUGACCCAUAAUCAUUUUCCUAAAUCUACAUUCCGACUUUCCCAGCAGAAUCGUCUUAUGAAUUUUUCCCUUCUACGUUCAGAAGUUGUUGGCUUGCACUUUAUGAGUUUUAGUGUUACUGUUAUUUAGUUUGUUGUGUUUUCAAUUUCCAUGUUUCUGUGGACGUUCUGCCGAGCAUGCUGGCUGGUUCUGACCCGACUGUCUGGUGUUCUACAUGAUUCUAGUAGGAGGAGAGAAAUGCGGCUUUAAUCUGUAAGAUAGCAAAAAACAAAGAAAAAGAGUUUUGAGCCACAACAUUAUGACCACUGUCGUCUAGAACUGAAACUGGUUUCUAUGGCAACAGUUCACGAACGAGUCGUUUCAGAUCCAAUCAGUUCAGUUUCUUAUUUAACGGUUAAAAACCCAGCGGAGCGUCGAGCUUCUGAUCUAAAAGUUUAGAUCUGAACCAGGAAUCAUGAGCAGAAUAAUUCAUGUCUUUAAUUCCUGGUCAUAAUGUUUUGACUCGUCUGCUCUUCAUUGCAGCUAUAAAACAAAAUCUUUUCAGCUUCUGUUCAAACUUUUUACUGUUGUGAUGUUUUCUGUGCUUCGGGUUUUAAAAUGUUCUUUACUUUGAGCUUCGAACAAAAGAAAAGUAAAAAGUGUGAGGAUGAAAUCCUGGAGCUCACCCAGCAGCAGAUGAAGCACUGGACUCAUCUUAACUUUUGUAAAUUCAAUGUCAGAGACAUUAAAUAAGGACCACUUUUCUGUUGCUACAUAUCAUUUUUAUAAACAGCAUGACUGUAGAGGUAAAUAAUGUUUCAUGUCAGGAUUUUAAACCAGAUCAUCUUCAUAAACCUCUGAAAAUGAACGAGGAGGAAACGGCGAAGAAACUGUGAAAUGUUUGUUUUUGAAGCAGCUGAUCUGCAGAAACAUGCAGAUUAUAGAAAUAAUUAUGCAGCUGGAGAUGCACCAAUCAGAGAGCAGGAAAUCUGGAUCAUUCAGCCAAUCAGAGAGCAGGAAAUCUGGAUCAAUAAUGCAUUUAAUUCCUCAGUUUUAUCUUAGAUUUCUGUUUUCAGUCUCAAAAUGUAAAUUUAAGUUUGAGCUGAGAGAAAAUCCUGGUUGGUGCGUCUCUCACCUGACGCAGCUCUUCACUUCCACCCUGAACCUCAUGGGAUCAUGUCUAGCUGGUUUCCUUGCAGCUCAGAAUGGUCAUCCUGUCGGUUUUGCUGUAAGUCGUCUGCAGAGCUCCGACCUGCUGACCUGUUGACCUGCUGACCUGGAGCACACAGAGCCGCCUGGCGCCGCAGGAAGCUGCCACCCAAUCCAAACGCUCGGUUUUACUUUUCUACACUCUGAAGAUCCACAUCAUCCUGACCUGCUUGUUGUUUCCUUUGUGAUUUGAGUCGUUUGGUUUGACAAAAGAACAGAUGAUGAUCUGUCAGCAUGUUUGUUUAGAAUAGGAAGUGCCAAAGACUGCCGUGUCACAUCCUGGCCACCAUGGAGACCUUCAUGUACCGACGGUUCGUUUUCUGUCGCCAGAAAGAAUCAAUAAAGAAAACAAGAUCUGGCUUCAUAAA